Lutra lutra (Eurasian river otter) is the source of this 773-nucleotide messenger RNA. It is a transcript of the gene MRPS14, whose product is annotated as mitochondrial ribosomal protein S14. Gene Ontology annotation, biological process: translation. The record is from RefSeq and is a predicted model, not a curated record. Lineage: Eukaryota; Metazoa; Chordata; Mammalia; Carnivora; Mustelidae. Gene Ontology annotation, cellular component: mitochondrial small ribosomal subunit; ribosome. Gene Ontology annotation, molecular function: structural constituent of ribosome. The transcript has 3 exons. The coding region runs from base 94 to 480 and encodes 128 amino acids.
CCGCCCCCUGCGCCUCGGGCCCCGCCCCUCGCGUCCGCGCCGUUUUCGUCCCUCAAUUAAAAUUCCGGUGGUUCAGCAUUUGCGGCGGACAAUAUGGCGGCCUCCAUGCUGCGCUCUUUGCUGCGGACCGUUCGUCAGAUGGUUCCUUCAUCACCUUCAGGCCAAGUUCGAGGUUAUUAUGUAGACUGGAAAAUGUUGCGUGAUGUGAAGAGACGAAAAAUGGCUUAUGAAUAUGCAGAUGAGAGGCUGCGGAUCAAUUCACUCAGGAAGAAUACCAUUUUGCCAAAAGAUCUUCAGGACGUGGCCGAUGGAGAAAUUGCUGCCCUUCCCCGGGAUAGCUGUCCUGUUAGAAUCCGAAAUCGGUGUGUGAUGACGUCCCGUCCACGUGGCGUAAAGCGGCGCUGGAGGCUUAGUCGUAUUGUCUUCCGUCACUUAGCAGACCACGGGCAGCUGUCGGGGGUCCAGCGAGCAAUAUGGUGACCCGCUCCAGAACCCACUGAGCAGGGAACCCAGUUCUGGCAAGAAGAGGCUUCUCUAAUAGAUGAAAACCUAGUUUUAUAGGGGUCCAGGAUGGGAGUCUAGUCUACCUGAUGCUUCCUACGGUUAAAGUACUUUUUAAUUUUAAAUGAAGAAAUUUGGUGGAUGUUUCAUUCUGGCAGUGAAUUCUGGCUAUCUGCGAAUUCUCUCUUCUCUUGGACUUAAAAAUUAACCAUACUGUUUCUAUGCACAGAGAGUACAUGGAGUAGAGUAAUAAAAAAUACUCUGUGAAAAUA